Molecule: messenger RNA, 381 nt
Organism: Fomitopsis serialis
Lineage: Eukaryota; Fungi; Basidiomycota; Agaricomycetes; Polyporales; Fomitopsidaceae
Exons: 3
Coding region: 20-331 (103 amino acids)
Source: RefSeq, a predicted model, not a curated record
AGAAGGAGGACACUCCCACAUGCCCUGUCCCGCCUUCAAUGAACAGCGAGACCAACUUGCACGCGACGCGGGCCCAGCCGCCCGCUCGAUGAAAGAUCUCCUCAACUCAGCGAGCACCAUGAGACCCCUCUUCCGAUACAUACACGACACCGGCCGCUUCGCGGCCGCCUACGGAGACCUAGAGUUGAAAGAUGCGAAGGCGAGAGACCGCGCCCAGGGGGCGCAACACUCUAGUACUAUACCUGCCCUACGCUCCGGCGAACGGCGAUGCUCAGCGACCACGGACCAUACGAUACACACAACGAGAGUAGCAUACGUCAUGUCUACAUAGGGCUUCGCCCUCAGUGACACUAAAUGGAAUAAACAAACAAACAAACAAAC